GCUACCGUGUCGAAAGCACCACAUCCGCUGCCGUGAGCGACGGCUUUCCUGGACAGAAUGACGCUCUGCGAGCCACUAUUGGUAUCGCUGCCAUCAGCACUGCCAGUAGCGCUACUCGUUAUUACGACUCGGUUCGCAUGCUACUUCGACACAUAAAGUACAACGAGUAUCUAGCUGGAAACUCGCCACAGUUGACUAACCGGAAUUUUGAUCUCCUACUAGCCACUCAUGAAUAUCAUCAUCUCAACGAAAAUUCGGAAGUGUUAACAGGAGCACGAGUUCACCGAGUUGAACGAAGUAUGCCCAAAUCGUCUGAAUCGUCGUUACAUGUCGUUAACAGCAACAAUAGCAAUAAGCCGUACAAAAAUACGUCGGCAACGGGAGACGAGAUACCUAGUCGACGUAUCGCUAUGUCCUUGUCAGAUGCCACAAACGAAACGGCGAACGCGACGCCAGGCGUAGGACCGUCAACCAGUGCCAUAGUACCUGGCGUUGUAUCUGGUACGGACGUUAACCAGUCAAGUAUUAAUAGUAAUCAAACAGAUUAUCACCUCGAACAUGCCAUCGAUGUAUCCAGAGCCAUUAUACUGGGCUGCAUCCUUGGUACAAUAAUAGCUACGGCAGUGUUCGGUAAUCUUCUCGUGAUGGUAUCCGUCAUCAGGCAUCGGAAACUCCGCAUCAUCACAAACUACUUUGUGGUUUCUUUGGCCCUGGCAGAUAUGCUCGUUGCCAUGUUUGCUAUGACCUUCAAUGCAAGUGUUCAAAUUACAGGCCACUGGCUCUUUGGCUAUUUUAUGUGCGACGUUUGGAAUUCGCUCGACGUAUACUUUAGUACCAGUUCCAUUCUUCAUCUCAUGUUCAUAUCUGUAGAUCGAUACUACGCGAUCGUCAAACCAUUGAGUUAUCCAAUCAGUAUAACAAAACGCGUUGCCAUAUAUAUGUUACUCGCCUGUUGGCUAUCACCAGCAAUAAUAUCGUUUGUACCAAUUUUUAAUGGAUGGUAUACAACCGAAGAGAACGAUCAUUUUCGACACACUCAUCCAGAUCAAUGCAUGUUCAAGGUCAAUAAAGGCUAUGCUAUAUUGUCAUCUAGUAUAUCCUUCUGGAUACCUUGUACUAUAAUGACGCUAACAUAUCUAGCGAUAUUCAAAGAAGCAAAUCGUCAAGAAAAACAGAUGCACAGUCGAAUGGGUAACGCCAUGUUACUAAGUCAUAGGCCCAGUAGGGAUUUAAACAACGUCAACGGUGAACUCAAUAGUGGGGGCGGUUCUUCAAAAACAUUAACCCUUAAUGAGGUCAGCGGAGCUGUAGAACAUUUACACACGCCAACGAAGGAUAAAAAUAUAAUUAAGAUGAAACGCGAACACAAAGCAGCACGUACUCUAGGCAUCAUUAUGGGUACCUUUAUUUUGUGCUGGUUGCCCUUUUUUCUAUGGUACGUAACGACGUCGCUUUGCGAUGUUGAGACUUGUCCGUGCCCAGAUAUCGUCGUAUCGAUCCUUUUUUGGAUAGGAUAUACCAAUUCAGCCCUAAAUCCGCUUAUAUAUGCCUAUUUCAAUCGAGAUUUCCGGGAGGCCUUCAAAAAUACGUUACAAUGCGCAUUUUGCUCACUUUGUCGGAGGGAACCGUCGGACCUUGAGGCGCUCGACUUCCGUAGACCGUCACUGAGGUACGAUGACCGCACGAAGAGCAUAUACUCGGAAACCUAUGUAAAACAUAACGACCGAAGAACGUCGAGUGAAUUCGGCAGCAGUCUCUGAGAUCAGAAGAAAUUCGGGUCUACUCUCUGCCCAAAAGUGCAAAAGCAGUUGUGUGACCUAGAAAAUGAAUUAUCCCCCCCGAUUGUCAUCGUCGUACCUUCAUCUUCUUGAAUUCUCUCUUAAUAUAGUGCAAUAAACAGUAAAUUUUUUAUUUUGGACGCGUGCAUGUGUGUGUCAAUGAUCUUUAUAUAUAAUAAAUGAUUACAACACAAUAUUAUGCGUAUU
Molecule: messenger RNA, 1985 nt
Organism: Ceratosolen solmsi marchali
Lineage: Eukaryota; Metazoa; Arthropoda; Insecta; Hymenoptera; Agaonidae
Product: octopamine receptor beta-2R
Exons: 6
Coding region: 138-1760 (540 amino acids)
Biological process (GO): adenylate cyclase-activating adrenergic receptor signaling pathway; positive regulation of MAPK cascade
Cellular component (GO): plasma membrane
Molecular function (GO): octopamine receptor activity
Source: RefSeq, a predicted model, not a curated record